UGGUGCUGCCGCAGCUGCCACCCCCCCCGGCUCGGGGAUGUACCUUUCCAUUUGUUGCUUCUUCUUCUGCUGGGCUCCUGCCCUGACUCUGAAGAACCUGAAUUACUCGGUGCCGGAGGAGCAGGGGGCGGGCACGGUGAUCGGGAACAUCGGCAGGGAUGCCCGGCUGCAGGCGGGGGCGGGCGGGCCGCCGCCGCCGGCGGAGCGGGGAGGCGGCCGGGGGACCAAAUCCACUUUCCGCGUGCUGGAGAACUCGGCGCCGCACCUGCUGGACGUGGACGGCGAGAGCGGGCUGCUCUACACCAAGCAGCGCAUCGACCGCGAGGCGCUGUGCCGGCGCAGCGCCAAGUGCCAGCUCUCGCUCGAGGUCUUCGCCAACGACCAGGAGAUCUGCAUGAUCAAGGUGGAGAUCCAGGACCUGAACGACAACGCGCCCGCCUUCCCCUCCGACCAGGUGGACAUGGACAUCUCGGAGAACGCGGCGCCGGGCACCCGCUUCCCCCUCACCAGCGCCCACGACCCGGACGCCGGCGACAACGGGCUGCGCACUUACCUCCUCACCCGCGACGACUACGGCCUCUUCUCGCUCGACGUCAAGUCGCGGGGCGACGGCACCAAGUUCCCGGAGCUGGUGAUCCAGAAGCCGCUGGACCGCGAGGAGCAGAGCCACCACACGCUGGUGCUGACGGCGCUGGACGGCGGCGACCCGCCCCGCUCGGGCACGGUGCAGCUCAACGUGCGCCUCAUCGACUCCAACGACAACAGCCCCGUCUUCGAGGCGGCCUCGUACGUGGUGGAGCUGCCGGAGAACGCGCCGCUGGGCACCGCCGUCAUCGACCUGAACGCCACCGACGCGGACGAGGGCACCAACGGCGAGGUGCUGUACUCCUUCAGCGGCUACGCGCCCGAGCGCGUCCGCGACCUCUUCAGCAUCGACCCGCAGAGCGGCCUCAUCCGCGUCAAGAGCAACCUGGACUACGAGGAGAGCGGCCUCAUCGAGAUCGACGUGCAGGCCCGCGACCUGGGGCCCAACCCCAUCCCGGCCCACUGCAAGGUGACCGUGCGCCUCAUCGACCGCAACGACAACGCGCCCGCCAUCGGCUUCGUCUCCGUCCGCCAGGGGGCGCUCAGCGAGGCCGCCCCGCCGGGCACCGUCAUCGCCCUGGUGCGGGUCACCGACCGCGACUCCGGCAAGAACGGGCAGCUGCAGUGCCGGGUGCUGGGCGGCGGCGGGGCGGGCGCGGUGCCCUUCGCCCUGGAGGAGAACUACGACAACUUCUACACGGUGGUGACCGACCGGCCGCUGGACCGCGAGGCGCAGGACGAGUACAACGUGACCAUCCUGGCCCGGGACGGGGGCAGCCCCCCGCUCAACUCCACCAAGUCCUUCUCCGUGCGGAUCCUGGACGAGAACGACAACCCGCCCCGCUUCAGCAAGAGCCUCUACGUGCUGCAGGUGCCUGAGAACAACAUCCCUGGCGAGUACCUAGGCUCCGUGCUGGCCCAGGACCCAGACCUGGGCCAGAAUGGGACAGUGUCCUACUCCAUCUUGCCCGGGCACGUGGGCGACGUCUCCAUCUACACCUACGUCUCCGUCAACCCCACCAAUGGCGCCAUCUACGCCCUGCGGAGCUUCAACUACGAGCAAACCAAGCACUUUGAGUUCCGCGUGCUGGCCAAGGACUCGGGCUCGCCCCACCGCGAGAGCAACGCCACUGUGCGUGUCACGGUGCUCGACGUCAAUGACAACGCACCCCUCAUCGUUCUGCCUGCCCUCAUCAAUGACACUGCAGAGCUCCAGGUGCCACGCAACGCUGGUGUGGGCUACCCCGUGGGCACCGUGCAUGCCCUGGACAGUGAUUUUGGGGAGAGCGGGCGCCUCACGUAUGAGAUCGUUGAAGGCAAUGAGGAGCACCUCUUUGAGAUGGACCCCACCAGUGGCGAGAUACGCACUUUGCACCCAUACUGGGAAGAACUCAGUCCCGUGGCUGAAUUGGUGGUCAAAGUCAGUGACCACGGCAAGCCCAGCCUCUCAGCCGUGGCCAAGCUGAUUGUCAGGGCCUUGGCGGGACCACUGCCUGAAGCCGGCGAGCCACAGGUGAAUGGUGAGCAGCAUCGGCGACCACAUUGGGACCUGUCGCUGCCCUUGAUUGUGACCUUGAGUACUGUCUCCAUCAUCCUACUAGCUGCCAUGAUCACCAUUGCCGUGAAGUGCAAGCGGGAGAACAAGGAGAUCCGAACCUACAAUUGCCGCAUCGCAGAGUACAGCCAUCCCCAGCUGGGAGGAGGAGGCAGCAGCAGCGGGGGAGGAGGAGGAGGUGGCAGUGGCGGGGGCAAGGGCAAGAAGAAGAAGAUCAGCAAGAAUGACAUCAUGCUGGUGCCCAGUGAGGGCGAGGACAGCAGGGGCCCCCUCAAUGUCAUGAACGUAGUGAGCAGCCCAUCCUUGGCCACCUCACCCAUGUACUUUGACUAUCAGACCCGUCUGCCCCUCAGCUCACCCAGGUCCGAGGUGAUGUAUCUGAAACCCGCCUCCAACAACCUGACUGUGCCCCAGGGACAUGUGGGCUGCCACACCAGCUUCACAGGGCAAGGGACUAACGCCAGCGAGGCUCCCCCGAGCCGGAUGUCCAUUAUUCAGACAGACAAUUUUCCCGCAGAGCCCAAUUACAUGGGCAGCAGGCAGCAGUUUGUUCAAAGUAGCUCCACGUUCAAGGACCCAGAAAGAGCCAGCUUGAGGGACAGCGGGCAUGGGGACAGUGAUCAGGCUGACAGUGACCAAGACACUAACAAAGGCUCCUGCUGUGACAUGUCUGUUAGGGAGGCACUCAAGAUGAAAACUACUUCAACUAAAAGCCAGCCACUUGAGCAAGCAUUCCCGACUUUGCUUUCCUUUGCUAUCCUCACCCUACACACCAUCACAAGUAGACUUCAGUCUGUUGAUCUGCUUCUGCCAGAACAAGAAGAGUGUGUUAAUUGCACAGAUGAAUGCAGAGUGCUCGGUCAUUCUGACAGGUGUUGGAUGCCACAGUUCCCUACAACCAAUCAGGCUGAAAAUGCAGAUUAUCGCACAAAUCUCUUUGUACCCACAGUUGAAGCUAACGUUGAGACUGAGACUUACGAAACUGUGAAUCCCACCGGGAAAAAGACUUUUUGUACAUUUGGGAAAGACAAGCGAGAGCACACUAUUCUCAUUGCCAAUGUUAAACCUUAUUUAAAAGCCAAACGUGCCCUGAGUCCUCUUCUUCAGGAGGUUCCCUCAGCAUCGAGCAGCCCAACCAAGACAUGCAUUGAGCCUUGCACCUCAACAAAAGGACCACUGGAUGGUUGUGAAGUGAAAUCAGGAGCCUUGGCUGAACCAAGCAGCCAGUACUUGUCAACUGACAGUCAGUAUCUAUCACCUAGUAAACAGUCAAGAGACGCUCCAUUCAUUGCAUCAGAUCAGAUGGCUAGGGUCUUUGCAGAUGUACAUUCCCGAGUGAGCCGAGACUCAAGUGAGAUGGACUCUGUUCUGGAGCAGUUAGACCGUUCAAAUCGGGAUUUAGGGAGAGAGUCAGUGGAUGCAGAGGAAGUUGUGAGAGAAAUUGACAAGCUUUUACAGGACUGUCGUGGAAAUGACCCUGUAGCUGUGAGGAAGUGAAAAAAAAGUGUAGGCUGGCACUUACUUGCCUCUUCUGCUUAUUUGGAGAAAAAUAAAAGAUCGCCCCUGGUUAUAACAGUUUUACAGGGAUGAAGGAAGACCAAUGCUGCUUUAAGGCUUUUAGUGAACGUCUGAAGUGCCCACAAGUAUGUUCUUUUCACUGCUCUUUCUUUUUCACAUAAAAUACUGGUUUCAUUUUGACCAAACUUUCAUUAGGACAGUGUGAAGUACAUUAAGAACCAAGAGAAAGAAGGAAAGACAGUGCCAUUUUGACAAUCUGAUAGGAAGGUAUGAGAAAUGAGGACUAGAACUAUGUCUGAUAUUUUAAGACUGUCCUCAAUAGUUGAUGCUGACUUUACUGUUUACCUAUAAACCCCAUGAAAAGCAGGGUUGAAUCAUUCUGAUCUGUGGUGGAUUUCCAGCAGUCACCACAGACUUCUACUGAAAGUCCUAAAAAAGAUUUUGUAGUAGUCCAAGCUACACCAAACAUUAACAUUCAUUUGUGGUAAACAUUUCUGUAUAAAGUUAUCUGCCACAAAAAAUGAAACAAAAACACAAACAAAAAUCAUUCCAGAUCAUUAUUCAACAAAACAUAUCCUGGUCAUUAGUAACACAACUCAUAUCAUAUUAAAGUUAAAUGUAAAAUGUUAUAGUCCAUUUUGUCCUGCACACACAUAAGCUAAUUCACUUGAUAAAAAGAAAAAAAAAGGUUUUAAUGCCUAUUUAGCAUUUUAGUGUCCAACAAAAAUAUAAAUAGUUAGCACUAAGUUAGAAACAAACCUGUGGUAUAAUAUAAGUUUGCAAAAAUAGUUACCUUUGAAGGGUAAUACAUGAAACAAAAUAACAUUAUUAACACUUUUUUAUUAAUUUGUGGACACUAAAAUAGCUCAGGAAAGUGAAAAUGUCUUAGACAUCUACACAAAUUACAUGACCAUUUAAAUGUGCAAAUGUAAGAAGAUUCAAUGUGUUUACAUCAAAUGACAUAUUUUUUAUUGAUUUAUUGCAGAUUCAGUGCAUAUGAGCCAAAUUGUUGAGUGUAUAAGAGCUAUAUUGUGUAUUUUAUUAAAUUAAUAUAUAGUUGUGUUGCAAAAAUAUUUGGGCUUAUAUUGUAAAUGGCAAGUGUUGCCUCAGUAGCUGUCGAACUCUAUGAGUUUUGUUUUCUCCUGCUUCCUUUUCCCCAUGGAGUGUGGGAAGCAGUGCCUCAGAGCAAAGUCUCUUGUUUAAUGUAUGGUCUACAAAGUACUUCAGUACAUAAUCUGUUCAGAAUGUGUUUGAGUGAGCUGAUGGAGCUAACUGAACGGCCUACAAAUACAACUAUCAGUCAUGGUUAUGUGCAAGUCCUUCUAUUGCAAACCCAUGUUUAAUAACAAAAAUUACACUUGAACCAACA
Mauremys reevesii (Reeves's turtle) is the source of this 5027-nucleotide messenger RNA. It is a transcript of the gene PCDH17, whose product is annotated as protocadherin 17. The record is from RefSeq and is a predicted model, not a curated record. Gene Ontology annotation, cellular component: plasma membrane. Gene Ontology annotation, biological process: homophilic cell-cell adhesion. Bases 38 to 3637 code for a protein of 1199 amino acids. Lineage: Eukaryota; Metazoa; Chordata; Testudines; Geoemydidae. Gene Ontology annotation, molecular function: calcium ion binding. The transcript is spliced from 5 exons.